This is a messenger RNA of Aureobasidium uvarum, 1038 nucleotides long. The record is from the annotation of a GenBank genome assembly. Lineage: Eukaryota; Fungi; Ascomycota; Dothideomycetes; Dothideales; Saccotheciaceae.
AUGUACUUCAACUCUAUCGCUCUUACCACCGCCCUGCUGGCAGGCUCCAGCAUGGCCGAGAUCAUCUGGGACGGCCGCUUCACCGACAAGUCCGCUGCAGAGAUCGACAAGUGGUCUUGGAACAACCAGGUCGGCGCCUACCAAUACUACAUUCACGGAGCUGGCGCAACCACCGACUACAUCAACAUCAGCCCUGACUAUGCCAACCCCGCCGACAUCUCAUCCUCGGAUGGUGCUCGUAUCACUGUCGAUGGCACAUCCUCAUGGAACGGCCAGAGCAUGAUGCGCACUGAGCUGAUCCCCUCCACCAAGGCCGCCAUCAACAAGGGCAAGAAGUACUACCACUUCAGUCUCAGGCGUGGUGCCGAUAAUGCACCUGACGCCACCGCUGAGCAUCAAAUUGGCUUCUUCGAAUCCCACUUUACCGAACUCAAGUACGGCGUUGACGGCAGCAACGGAAAGCUGCAGUGGAUGACUGAUGGAAAGGCUCAAUUCGACAUGGACUUUGAAGCCAACGUGUGGCACAACGUUGCCUAUGGCAUUGAUUUUGACGCCAGUACGGUUGAGUUUUACCACUCCACUGGCGGAGAUAAACUGGUAUCCAAGGCUGGUCCCAUGAAGGCUUCUGUCAGCUCCAACGGCGCCGAUUGGCAUGUCGGUGUGCUCAAGUUCUCCAAGACCAAGGAGGAUUGGUUCUUCAGCAGUGUUUACAUUGAGGAUGGUGAGCUGACUACUUCUAUUUCUGGCCCUUCUGGUGGUGCAGCUCCCAUCAAGGCCUCUUCUACUUCUGCUGUUCCUUCCAAGGCACCUGUCACCACAUCCUCGUCGUCUGCUGCAGUUGUCAAGACUACCUCCUCCCAGGUUGCUCCCACGUCUGUCACAGCUGUCUCGAGCUCCUCCAGCGCUGCCCCUACCACUCUGCAAACCAUGACCAAGUCCACCAGCGUCAAAUCGAGUGUAUCUUCGACCUCUGCUGCCGUGGCUGCUCCUUCUGAAACUGACGAUGCUGGGUGCACUGUCGAGUAUGUCUACGUCUGA